Molecule: messenger RNA, 2075 nt
Organism: Rosa chinensis
Lineage: Eukaryota; Viridiplantae; Streptophyta; Magnoliopsida; Rosales; Rosaceae
Product: amino acid transporter AVT1C
Exons: 13
Coding region: 246-1889 (547 amino acids)
Cellular component (GO): plasma membrane
Source: RefSeq, a predicted model, not a curated record
CACUAUAAAUACAAAUAUUUCUAAGGGCAGUCAGUGCCUGCAUUCCUGCAAAGCAAAGUAGACAGCAAUCUUCUGUCUGUGUGUUACCUUUUCCCUCAGUUUCUCAUUGCUUCGGAUAAAGCCAGUCUUUUUUUUCUUCGCUAUUCCCACCCAGUCAUUGAAUCUCCAGAAAGCAGAAGAAUCCAAAUCAUCGAACAGAGAGAAAAAGAAGGGUAAGUAUUUGAGAGGGAGAUUUGAAUAAGGAGAUGAAGAACUCGGUGUCGGAUCGCAGUUUUUACAUUGACAGUGAAGAAGAAGAUGAUGAGGAGAAGGACAACAAAAGCAUAGAAGACGCGAAUGAUUCUGAUUCUUCGGGUUCGGAAGCCGAGCACCGCCGGCAGCAGCAGAUUCAGCCCAGUUCUUACAAUACCCAAUGGCCUCAGAGUUACAGGCAAUCCAUUGACCUGUAUAGUAGUGUACCAUCCCCUGGUAUUGGGUUUCUAGGCACUCCUUCACUGUCAAGAUUAGGAAGCUCGUUUCUUUCCUCAUCACUAACGAGAAGGCACACUCCCGAAACAUUACCUUUUUUGACAAAACCUCCGGUACCAACCCUUGCUGAGCAACAACAGCAGAGACAAAGUUCUCAUUCUCUACUUCCACCAAUUCCUUCAAGGAGGUCUUCAAUAAAAAAAGAUGAUAAAUCCAGGAUUUCUCAUGAACAUCAUCCAAUGCCUCGCCACAGCUCAUUCGCACAAGCUGUGGUUAAUGGAAUCAAUGUUCUUUGUGGAGUGGGAAUUCUAUCAACACCAUAUGCACUCAAAGAAGGAGGAUGGAUCGGGCUUUCCAUUUUGUUUAUUUUUGCAGUGCUGUCGUUCUACACUGGAUUGCUUCUGCGUUACUGCUUGGAUAGUCAACCUGGGCUUGAGACUUACCCAGACAUUGGCCAAGCUGCAUUUGGUAAACCUGGCCGAAUUGCUAUCUCGAUAGUACUGUACGUUGAAUUAUAUGCUUGUUGCAUAGAAUAUAUAAUCUUGGAGGGUGACAACUUGUCUUCGCUAUUCCCAAAUGCACACCUGAACUUGGGUGGAUUUGAGUUAAAUGCACACGUUUUGUUUGCAAUUUUGACCGCCCUUGCUGUUCUACCUACUGUUUGGCUUCGAGACCUCAGUGUUCUUAGCUAUAUCUCAGCUGGUGGAGUUAUUGCGUCGAUCUUGGUAGUGCUUUGCUUGUUUUGGGUUGGUCUAGUAGAUGGUGUUGGCUUUGAGAGCAAAGGGACUCCACUGAACCUCGCAACUCUUCCUGUUGCUAUGGGUCUCUAUGGUUACUGCUACUCAGGACACGCUGUAUUCCCAAACAUAUAUACUUCAUUGGAAAAACCAAACCAAUACCCUGCAAUUCUCUUAACAUGCUUUUGCAUAUGUACUUUCAUGUAUGCUGGAGUUGCUGUCAUGGGUUACACAAUGUUUGGAGAAGCAACAUUGUCACAGUUCACUCUCAACAUGCCUCACAAUUUGGUUGCCUCAAAGAUCGCUGUGUGGACUACGGUAGUCAACCCAUUUACCAAAUAUGCAUUAACUAUAUCUCCCGUGGCAAUGAGUCUGGAGGAGCUGGUACCAUCAGACAAAUCUCGCAUGUACUCUAUCUUUAUUAGAACAGGGCUGGUGCUCUCUACCCUGGUGGUCGGUCUUUGUGUACCUUUCUUUGGUCUCAUGAUGUCAUUGAUCGGAUCUUUAUUCACAAUGCUUGUAGCCUUGAUACUUCCUUGUGCUUGUUAUCUGAGUAUCCUCAAGGGACGAGUAACUCGUUUUCAGAUGAUACUUUGUAUUAUAAUUAUUACAGUAGGUGUCGUAGCAUCUGGUUUCGGAACAUAUUCAGCUGUAACUAAAAUCGUAGAGAAUUUGAGCAGCUGAAGUUUUUGGGGAUUUACUUUUCUGGAACAGUGAGAGACACCAUGAUUCUGUAAUCUAGAUUCGUUAAGAGUAUUGUAUAAUCUCAUGGUGUUCAUUUGCAAUUUUGAGUUACAUCUAAGUUAUGUAUCCCCCGUCCCUGCUACUUUAAUUGUUUCCAUAAUUUGCAGUAAUACAUUUUGGUAUUCA